AAAUCUCAUGCCUUUAUCGCCAAGUCAGCAGAUCAUCCAUACACCUUACUACUCGGCAUGGCGCCGCGACGGCGGUCCUGUGGACAUUACAUUUGCUCCGUCCGCGACCGAUGCCGAGUCUGAUAUGAGGCCGCCGAACACUACUCGCCAGAUCGACGAACACGGGGAAGUUAAUUACUAUGCAGCGGCAGACAACAGUAUAUUGGAAGACAGGAAGCUAUUGGCCAAUUGGAAGGAGAAGUUAGGGGAAGCACUGACGAGGGAUGUGGUGAAGGCGGCCGUUUUCCAACAAAAAGAUACAUGGACCGGAAAAAUCGAGAAUUCCACAAUCAGAGACUUUCCCGCGGGCUACGAGUUGUUCAUCCAUCGCAAGGGCGAUCACUAUAGCCCUAGGAUCGAUGCCUAUCUAUAUGAUGCGCAGAUGCAAGACACGGAGAGAUUUGUCCCCGAGAAUGGGUCACCAAGUAAACUACUCUCAAAACAGCAGAGAUCCUCUUUGUUUCCGUCCCCGGCAGCGACUGAAGCCGCAUUGAAUCUCUUGUCUGCCUUUGCUGUCACGAACACUCCAGGGUCCCUCAUGCGCGCGUUCCCAACUUACCCACAUACGGACAAUGCGAGCAAUUCUUUGCCACACGAUGCGGACGAGGAAAACGAGGACUCGUUCGUCGCACGAGAAUCUCAACGUAUCAAGAAUGCUAGGGAUUGCUGGGCAGUGUUGCGGGAAGACUUCGCGCAGCGUAAAUCUAACAUUUUUGCAUCACCGAGGAAGAGGCGGAGUGCACGAAUAGAAGCCCACGAGGAUAAGGAUGACAACGAGGAGCCACCAAGUGCCGUCGGGCAGCACGCCUGGCCCGUUCUGAGCUGGAUCGUGAAUGUGCUAGAGAAGGACGAGGCGCUUACAGUCGAAAGUGGCCAACCACAACAUUCUACUCUCCUGUUGUCCCAGAUACCACCUCCGCGGACAGGAAGUGGGGCUCGGUGGGACUUGAACGCUCCGCUAGACGCGGCGUUUUGUGCCAUCCAGCAAGUGAACCCGAAGUACAGGUCACUCGGUGCCCGCCUGCUGACCUUGCUCCUCAACCUCGCGGCGACCACGCACAUUGAUCUGCCAAUCUUCUUGAACUCUGUUGGCUCUCGUGUUUUCUCCUUACCGCCCGGCGACGUCACCCUGCUCCUCGGGGCAUUACCCUCCUCGAGGGAAGUACUCCAGUUAAAGCUAGCGCUCUACAAAAGCUAUCUCACAGACUUCGGUUCUGGUGCCAACGAUGACAGCUCCAGGCCAAAGCCGCACGCUAGGGCACAGCCCCGUCCUGUUGCCGCACGUCGGCGACAAGAUAGUCUUGCUGACGAGGGCCCAGUGACGAGAUCUCCCGCACUAGAAGCCCAUUCACGGUCCAUUGUGCGGAAGUAUCCUCGGACGUCUCCCUCAGAAGUCGUCGAACUCAUCAGGAAGUCGCCCUCAGACGUCUCCAUCAGGGUAGUAUCCCUGAGGGUUAAGGCCGACCUGGCCAUCACGUAUUGGACGCUACAAAAGCAAACAGCGGAUGCUGCGGAUGUGGAGUGGCUCAGUAUAUUCAAAACCGGCCAAGUUAAGGACGCAAUUGAAGCCGCGUUCGCUGCUGUGUCACAAAGUUCAGGGUGCGAAGAUGACCUGACUAUCCGCGAAACGAGGCUUAUGGUGGCCCUUGUCUCGGCCCUGUAA
Molecule: messenger RNA, 1702 nt
Organism: Postia placenta MAD-698-R-SB12
Lineage: Eukaryota; Fungi; Basidiomycota; Agaricomycetes; Polyporales; Adustoporiaceae
Exons: 5
Coding region: 8-1702 (564 amino acids)
Source: RefSeq, a predicted model, not a curated record